GGGAUUUCGUAGUGAAAUAUUCGAUAGCUUCUGCAUCAGCAGUCCGAUUCGAUAAUUAUUAUCUUGUUGAAAAUUGAACAUAAUAAUAAUGGCAGCACGCCGCAUCGCUCAAUCUUCGAUCAACUGGUCUGCUCUGGCCGAGCGUGUGCCCGCUAACCAGAAAAGCAGCUUCGGUGCUUUUAAGACAAAAUCGGACAUUUAUGUGCGUGCUGUGAUGGCCAAUCCAGAGAAUCCACCAAAAAUCGAUUGGGCAUACUACAAGAAAUUGGUUCCCAUCGCUGGUCUAGUCGACGGUUUCCAGAAACAAUACGAUGCAUUGACCGUGCCGUACCCUAAGGACAAUGUUUCGCAGCAGGUUGAUCGCGAAAUCGAGGAGUCGAAGAGCGAGAUUUCUAGCUACAAGAAAUCAUCUGAGCAGCGCAUCCAGAAUUACCAGAAGGAAAUUGCUCAUUUGAAGGCAUUGCUACCAUACGAUCAGAUGACAAUGGAAGAUUAUCGUGAUGCAUUCCCUGACAGUGCUUUGGAUCCCAUCAACAAGCCCACUUUCUGGCCCCACACACCAGAAGAACAGGUUGGCUACAAAUCCAAGGAACAGCUGGAGGCUGAAGCCCAUGGACACCAUUAAGCGCAUAAAUGCAAUUUGUGUAGCAUGAUAUUAUAAGUGUUUUGAUUCGAAUUAUAAACAUUUAUGAUGUGCUAUUAAAAAUCUUUAAAAUCGAAAAUAAAGCGAAAAAUUUGAAACGAGCUGGCAUGUCCCCACUUCG
Molecule: messenger RNA, 764 nt
Organism: Drosophila hydei
Lineage: Eukaryota; Metazoa; Arthropoda; Insecta; Diptera; Drosophilidae
Gene: ATPsynD
Product: ATP synthase subunit d, mitochondrial
Exons: 2
Coding region: 89-625 (178 amino acids)
Biological process (GO): proton motive force-driven ATP synthesis
Molecular function (GO): proton transmembrane transporter activity
Source: RefSeq, a predicted model, not a curated record